AGACAUACUUAAUAACACAGCAAAAGAUAUUUCAACUUCUUUUCUGACUAAAAGAACUUCAUAUGAAACAUUUAUGAUCAAACCUAAAGAAAAAGUUGAAGUACAAGUCAAAAAAGUUUCAGUUAAGAAUAAGAAGCAAAAGGAUGCUAAUGUAUCUACACGAAAAGUCAUAUCACAAUACAAAUCAUCGAUUCUAGCAUUAAAAGAACAUAUAAAUAUUGAAUACUAA
Molecule: messenger RNA, 229 nt
Organism: Funneliformis caledonium
Lineage: Eukaryota; Fungi; Glomeromycota; Glomeromycetes; Glomerales; Glomeraceae
Source: the annotation of a GenBank genome assembly